Neocloeon triangulifer is the source of this 3810-nucleotide messenger RNA. It is a transcript of the gene Gprk2, whose product is annotated as G protein-coupled receptor kinase 2. NCBI's taxonomy places the organism in Eukaryota, Metazoa, Arthropoda, Insecta, Ephemeroptera, Baetidae. Gene Ontology annotation, molecular function: ATP binding; G protein-coupled receptor kinase activity. The transcript is spliced from 13 exons. The coding region runs from base 194 to 1960 and encodes 588 amino acids. Gene Ontology annotation, cellular component: cytoplasm. Gene Ontology annotation, biological process: signal transduction; protein phosphorylation; regulation of signal transduction. The record is from RefSeq and is a predicted model, not a curated record.
CCAUCUUGAAAACACGCCAGCCACCGCUGGUGCCGAUGCCGAUCAGUAGGUGUACGGUGGAUCACACCGCCUCUCGCUCCAGCCGCAGCACCACACCCCGGCGGCGAACCGACACCUGAUCUAGUAGUGGACUUGUGGAUGGGACAGGGUCGAUAUCGGCCCGGGCACCGGCCAGGCAGUCAAGCUGGAACUCAUGGAACUGGAGAACAUUGUGGCCAACACGGUCUACCUCAAAGCGCGAGAAGGACAAGCAGAUAGUAACAAGGGCAAGAGCAAGAAAUGGAGAAAGAUCCUGCAGUUCCCCCACAUCUCACAGUGCAUAGACCUCAAGACUAAGAUAGAUGUAAGGUACAACUACAUAGUAGACCAGCAGCCAAUCGGAAGGCUGCUCUUCCGUCAGUUCUGUGAAGAUGCCAAACCAGAAUAUCAUCGAUAUAAUAUAUUUCUCGACUCGAUCGAACACUAUGAGGUGGAAGCAGACGAAAACCGUGCUGAAGUGGCCAAAACCAUCUACGAGCGUUACCUGAGGAGAGAUGCUGAAGACGCGGUGGACGUGUUGAACGAAGAAAUGAUCGAAAAGUGCAAGGAGAGCAUGGCGAACGGCUGCAAAGAUUUGUUCGACGACUGCAUGAGUGCUGUAAAGUCUUUUCUGGCCAACGAACCUUUUAGGUUAUUCGAAGGAUCAAUGUUCUUCCAUCGGUACCUGCAGUGGAAGUGGUUGGAAAGUCAAACUGUUACAUACAAAACUUUCCGCAUGUACCGAGUGUUGGGCAAGGGAGGUUUCGGUGAAGUGUGCGCCUGUCAAGUGAGAUCAACGGGCAAGAUGUACGCAUGCAAGAAGCUGGAGAAGAAACGAAUCAAAAAGCGGCGUGGCGAGGCGAUGGUGCUCAUCGAAAAGCAGAUCCUGCAGAAAAUCAACUCGCGCUUCGUCGUCAGCUUGGCGUAUGCUUACGAGACCAAGGAUGCUCUCUGUCUGGUGCUCACCAUCAUGAACGGCGGUGACCUCAAGUUCCACAUCUACAACAUGGGUGGUGACCCAGGUUUUGACCUCAACAGAGCACGGUUUUACUCGGCUGAGGUUCUUUGUGGUUUGGAACAUCUGCACGCUGUGGGCAUUGUCUAUCGAGACUGCAAGCCGGAAAACAUUUUGCUGGACGACCACGGCCAUGUGAGGAUUUCAGAUCUGGGUUUGGCUGUUGAGAUUCCGGAAGGCGAAACGGUCAGAGGGAGAGUGGGCACAGUUGGCUACAUGGCUCCUGAGGUAAUCGACAAUGAGAAGUACACCUUCAGUCCAGACUGGUUCAGCUUUGGCUGUUUGAUUUACGAAAUGAUAGAAGGGCAGGCACCUUUCAGAGCUCGUAAAGAAAAGGUCAAAAGGGAAGAGGUGGACAGACGGGUGAAGGAGGACGUAGAAAAGUACUCUUCGAAAUUCAACGAGGAGGCCAAAAGUUUAUGCCAACAUCUUUUGAAAAAGCGAGUCAAAGAGCGCAUGGGUUGCCUGAGUGGUCGUCACGGUGCUCGAGAGGCGAAGCAGCACGAUUUCUUCAGGUGCCUAAACUGGAAGAGGCUAGAAGCCGGCAUAAUGGAACCUCCGUUUAGUCCAGAUCCCCACGCUGUUUACGCCAAGGAUGUGUUGGACAUCGAACAAUUUUCAACUGUGAAAGGUGUGAAUCUAGACGCAACCGACGACACUUUCUAUAGCAAAUUCAACACCGGCUCUGUGUCAAUACCGUGGCAAACGGAGAUGAUAGAGACAGAGUGCUAUAAGGAACUGAACGUUUUCGGCCCUAACAACACACCAACCCCAGAUCUGAUGAUUGACGCUGAACCCGAGCCUGAAAAGAAAAGUUGCUUUCCGUUUCGAAGAAAGAAGAAGCAGCAGUCCAGAACAAAGCCUAUUCCAGUGGCAAAGCAUUUGUACGAAGCUUGUCCAGCGGUUGUCACCGAGAUUGCAAGCUGAUGUGCUGACGAGAUGGACACAUUGCGCGCCACCAAUAAAUUCAUAGCAAAUUAAUUUACAAGGGCAGCUGUGACGUCAGAACAACAGCAACAACCAUCAUCCUCUGCACCUGUCCUGGUGCCGUUCAUACUCAAGAGGCUCCCGCUGAGUGAGAGCAACAAACACUCAUCUUGUAUGUACACUAACACAAAACUGGACCUGGCAUUCUUUUGUCACUUAAAGUUGGGGCUCGGCCCUCCUUCGUUUGUGAUUUUGCUAAACUUUUGCUUUUUCCCUUCGAAGCUCUGAUUUUCGUGUAGUUUUUUAAUUCGUACUAGCGGUUUUUGCUUGAGUGAGGCAACGGAGGAUUCAUUUUGUAUUUUUGGUCCUGUUAUGGUGAAUGAUAGAAAUCAAAUCAAAAGAAUUAGUGUCGAUAAAAGCACUAUUCAUGAAGCAGGAUCCGUCAAAAAGGUAGCAGUGUAGCGAAGCUUUUACUGCUUGUUUUGAGAAGACGUUUACAGAAUAUAUAUAUAUUCUAUUUUGGUGGAAUAGAAAUCAAACUAAAAGCAGCGGAUCAUGAGAGUACAACACUCGCGAGUUUUGCAUUUAAAAAGUAGCACAAAAACCAACCUUUUGCAUUUUUAUACAAGCAAAGCGAAAUUCACACACACACUCCGGGCAGGGAUUUUUUCACCUUUUCGAAUUUGUUUCUCAGCUUUCAUGCAUUUAUUGCCAGUCUUUUGAUAGGAACGGUGCUUUUAAUGUAUUCGCCAAAAAUCAAAUCCGGCACAAAAUUAGUUUGUAAAUAAAAAGUAUCAAUUUAAGAUUGGGUCCUUCCAACCUGAAGGUUGCGUCAACCUCGGAUAAAUCAAACGAGCUAAACUUUUUAAAGUAGAAAAAUAAUUUGGUUUAAUAGACUUGACUCAAAUCAGGGUGUAUGGCCAGGUUUGGCAACCUUCUCGCUGCCCUUGGACAAACCCCCACCAACCGUGCUAGUCCUUUCACCACCCUCCGAAAAAAAAAAACAGCCCCUCGAACGCUUCACCAAAGCCAACCUGGCCAGCAGGUGUUUUUAUUGCUGCAGGUGCUUUCUUUGUUAGGUAGAAAAUCACAUUAUCACAUCAGAGAAAUCCAUCAUUCCCGAGCUGGACAAAAUGAAAAUAGCAAAAUAACGGCUCUCUCACGCAUUACACGACACAAUUUAUAUGAUUUUAAGUGAUUAUUCUCAUGUACAUUGCUACGGAAUUGAAUAGAGAAAGAAAGGUAAAAAAAAAGAACUCUACGCGAGGAAAAAGAAGAAGAAUGAUUUAUAAUCAGUGUUUCUCAAGAUAUAGUGUGAUAUUAUAGGACUAGCAAAGACAUAUAAAACUAACACGGAAAUAUUUAUAAUCUGUAGUAGUGAGGAUGUGUUUGUUGGUUGAGUGUCGAAAAAAAUCGAUAGAACUUCUUCUGGUCAAGCAGCCGCACUUUGUAUGAAAAAAAAAUCGCAACUUCUCUUUUAACUCGAUAAUUUAUAUACGAAAUAAUAUCCAAUCUAUCUGUGUGCACUACUAAACGAUGAGUAUAAACGAUAGUGCUUCUGUGUUAAGGUGGAUGUGUAUAAAAAAAAACCUAAGCAAAGUCGGUGUGCCCAUUAAUUGAUGUGACUAACGAAAAAGAGCGGUUCGUAGGCUUUGUUCUUUGCCGAGAAAACUUACUUACAAACGCGUUCAUAUCUGACAAUUCUGGUUAAGGUCCUCUCCGAUGAAGCACAAUCUAGAUCUAAUCUAUUUAUAUACAUAAUAUGCUUAUAUAAUUGAAAAACACAAAAACCUCGGUUGCAUUUAACGAAAAAAAAAUAUACACACUCGAUGCUUCCAUGCUUUGCAUUU